AUGGAUCAGGUAACUGCUGAGAAUAAUAAUUCUGCAGAGGCUGAUUCUGUGGAAUCAAAAGAUGAUCACAGCAAUCAUCCUGAAUUGUUAUACAAUUUCAAACGGCGAGGCAGUCACAGUGCGGCACCAACCAUCGGUAAAAAUAUAUCCUAUUCAUUGGAUUCCCAUGCAGAUGACGAUGAUGAUGAUGAUGAUGAUGACGAUGGUGAUGACAUAAUUGGCAAUGACGAAGUAUUAUCACCAACAGUCGCCGCUUUAGUUGAUACUCCGUUCACUAGUCGAAGGCGAUCAAUUGUUAAUCGUGAUGGCACUGCUUCGGAAGCAGGAGAUUCUGUCAGAUCUGAACCAGCUGCCCUCAAAAGUUUAGCAAAAUCAUUUCAUUUAUUAGCAAUAGCAAAUGCUAGACAAAGAAAUUUUCUUGUCAGUUCUGGUCGACAAGUAGUGGACGAUUCUGUCGAUCUUGAUAAAUGUUUUCCAGAUCAAGAGGCAUCAGUGAUGGUGGUUACAUGGAAUACAGGUGAAGCUAAAAAUUUAUAUGAACAAAAUCCACAAAAACAAACCGGUUUAACAAAAGAACAAAUGAUCGAAGAUAUGUCCGAUAUUAUUUUACCAACAUGGAUGGAUUAUGUAGCAGAUAUAAUUGUAAUUUGUACACAAGAAAUGUCUGCAUCAAAGAAUAGAGUAGACUGGGAGAUUUUAUUACAAGAAGUUAUUGGUCCAUCACACGUUUUAUUUCAUUCUAUUCAUUUCGGAACAUUGUCUUUAUGUAUAUUUUUAAGACGUGAUCUAAUAUGGUUUUGUUCAGAACUUGAAGAGGAUGUUUUCAAGUUUCGUACAAUUAAUGCAGUGAGAACAAAAGCAUCAGUCGCUGUAACAUUUAAUUUAUUCGGAACAUCAUUUAUGAUUAUUAAUUCACAUUUUGAAGCUGGUGAAGAUCGAGAUGGACGAGCCAAUCGAAAAUUAAAUUUUUCAAAUACAAAACUAAAAUUAAAUAUACCACAUGCAUAUAUCAAACGUAGUCAAAAAAAUUCAAAUUUAAAUCGUCCAGAAAUAACAUCGUCUACAUCAUCGUUAAAUUCUUUGACAAUAGGCGUAGAUGUGACAAGAUCAUCAGACUAUGUUUUAUGGGCUGGUGACAUGAAUUUUAGGAUUGAAGAGCAACUACAAACAGUCAUGGAUUUAAUAAAAAAUAAUCAAUACACAGAGUUACUAUUGAAGGAUGAAUUCAAAACUGCUCAAAACGACUGUUAUAAAGAUUUUUUGGAAGGUGAUAUUCAAUUUGAUCCGACAUAUAAAUAUGAUUUACGGAAUACCGACAGUUAUGCCAAACAUCGCAUACCAUCUUAUACUGAUCGUAUAUUCUAUCGAUGUAAACAAGACCAACAAAUUGAGUGUACACAUUAUAAAUCUAUCUCAAAAGUUAAACAUUCUGAUCAUAAACCGGUUGUCGCUCAUUUCAAAGUGAAACUGAAGCCAAGUUUUGGAAAAAGAAAUUCAACGUUCGGAAAGUUUAACCGCGAUGUGUAUAGACGAGGCUAUGAGCAGCGCGAACACCAUCAUACCCUUGGUAUUGGUAUUAGAGAUCAACAUCGGAAAAGUGUGACUAUGUCAAAAAGUUCUGUUUGUGUGUUACAAUAA
Didymodactylos carnosus is the source of this 1638-nucleotide messenger RNA. NCBI's taxonomy places the organism in Eukaryota, Metazoa, Rotifera, Eurotatoria, Philodinida, Philodinidae. The record is from the annotation of a GenBank genome assembly.